This is a messenger RNA of Adelges cooleyi (spruce gall adelgid), 1087 nucleotides long. RefSeq lists its product as uncharacterized. Bases 553 to 864 code for a protein of 103 amino acids. The record is from RefSeq and is a predicted model, not a curated record. The transcript has 3 exons. NCBI's taxonomy places the organism in Eukaryota, Metazoa, Arthropoda, Insecta, Hemiptera, Adelgidae.
GUCUGGCAGCUGGUUUGGCCCCGUUGUACGGCUCGGCGUCGGCGCCGGUUACCCGGUACGUCGGCUUGGGUUACCGAGUAACCCAAGCCGAGCACCGAACCACGCGUCGCGGCAGCCGGCAAGCCACUCCAACACGUGCGGUAUCCUAGUGGUAUCUAAGUUAGGGUUACCACUUACCGGGUUAGUGGAUUUUUUAUAGUUAACACUUUGUAUCAUAAUAGGUAUUAUUAUUAUGUAUACACUAUACAGCUGGCAGCAGCUGUAAGGGACACAAUCGACCAUUGUGUGUUAUAGCUCUGUUUUUGGAGUUUGCUCUUUAAAAGACUUCUCACUUCGGUGAUCGUUAAAUUGUCAGUUUUGUUCGGCCGUGGUUGUUCAAACAGUCUAAAAUUUACUACUUCGUUUAUAACCGUUGCAAUAUUGGAAUUUUUAUAACGACAUUGCUGUGUAUUGUACACUACUCAUUCCGACCAAAUCCGGUAUUCGAUUCGUAAAACACUCGGUAGUAUUGUGUUAAAUAUUAUAAUCAGUGAUUUUGAGUUUGAAUUUAUCAUGGCCAACUUCGAAGAUAACAUCAAAGCAAUCUUGGAGGACAUUGAAAAAGAUGUAUUAUCAAUGCGGAAUAAUUUAAAUUCGGCGACAAAAAUGGUCGAAGAUCAGACCAAAAGUUUGAACAUGGCUGUUAAACUCUUAGCUGGGUCUAUGAAUAUUUCGGAAAAGGAGCUAGCCGAAAUGAUGGCAGAUGUAGAAAAUUCAUCAUUAGGCGUAAAUAAUGAAGUGCAAAAUGAGAAUGCUUCUUCGGCAGGCCCUUUGAAGGAAGCCGAAGAAAAUACAGAAGUUGACACUUUGCACAAAGUCGACUAAAAAUUCUAAAAUGGAAUAAAAUUGAAUUUUUAUAAGCUUAUACAUUCCAAAAGUCAUUAUCUAAAUGCGUGUUUUCUCCUAUGUAAGCUGUAUCGGUUAAAAAUAGUAAUAAUUGCCAAUAGACUUCAUACAAAGUAGAAUCAUAAUUUGUAUAAAGUAACUUGAUAUCUGACUAGUGGCAUCUACCGUUUAUUAGAAUAGCUGCUUUUUUAUUGUGAAUAUA